Messenger RNA from Mesoplodon densirostris (Blainville's beaked whale), 3733 nucleotides. RefSeq names its product collagen type VI alpha 2 chain (gene COL6A2). NCBI's taxonomy places the organism in Eukaryota, Metazoa, Chordata, Mammalia, Artiodactyla, Ziphiidae. The transcript is spliced from 28 exons. Bases 112 to 2892 code for a protein of 926 amino acids. The record is from RefSeq and is a predicted model, not a curated record.
GGUCUAGCAGCGGCCGCUCCCCCUGCCCACUCGGCGCCGUCUCGCACCGACUGGAUCCGGAGACUCUGCGCUCGGGAAGAGUCCGGCGAGGGCGCCCGACGCGCGGUCAGGAUGUCGGGGCGCACGGGUGCUGCCAAGAUGCUCCCAAGCCUCUGCUCCGCCCUCCUGCUCUGGGGCCUCCUGGGGGCCGUCCACGCUCAGCAGCAGGAGGUCAUCAGCCCCGACACCGCCGAGAGGAACAGCUGCCCAGAGAAGGCCGACUGCCCGAUCCACGUGUACUUCGUGCUGGACACGUCGGAGAGCAUCACCAUGCAGUCCCCCACCGACAGCCUGCUCUACCACAUGCAGCAGUUCGUGCUGCAGUUCAUCAGCCAGCUGCAGGACGAGCUCUACCUGGACCAGGUGGCCCUGAGCUGGCGCUACGGCGGCCUGCACUUCUCCGACCUGGUGGAGGUGUUCAGCCCGCCCGGCAGCGACCGGGCCUCCUUCGCCAAGAGCCUGCAGGGCAUCAGCUCCUUCCGCCGUGGCACCUUCACCGACUGCAUGCUGGCCAACAUGACCCAGGAGGUCCGGCAGCACGUGGGCAAGGGGGUGGUCAACUUCGCGGUGAUCAUCACCGACGGCCACGUCACGGGCAGCCCGUGCGGGGGCAUCAAGCUGCAGGCGGAGCGCGCCCGCGAGGAGGGCAUCCGGCUCUUCGCGGUGCCGCCCAACCUGAAGCUGAACGAGCAGGGCCUGCGGGACAUCGCCAACACGCCUCACGAGCUCUACCGGAACAACUACGCCACCAUGCGGCCCGACUCCACCGAGAUCGACCAGGACACCAUCAACCGCAUCAUCAAGGUCAUGAAACAUGAAGCCUACGGAGAGUGCUACAAGGUGAGCUGUCUGGAGAUCCCCGGGCCCCCCGGCCCCAAGGGCUACCGCGGACAGAAGGGCGCCAAGGGCAACAUGGGUGAGCCCGGAGAGCCUGGACAGAAGGGGCGACAGGGAGAUCCAGGCAUUGAAGGCCCCAUUGGAUUCCCAGGACCCAAGGGUGUUCCUGGUUUCAAAGGAGAGAAGGGCGAGUUUGGAGCCGAAGGGCGGAAGGGCGCCCCCGGCCUGGCGGGCAAGAACGGGACGGAUGGACAGAAGGGCAAGUUGGGGCGCAUCGGACCUCCUGGCUGCAAGGGAGACCCCGGGGAUCGGGGCCCGGAUGGUUACGUGGGGGAAGCCGGCAGCCCUGGGGAGCCAGGAGAUCAAGGCUCCAAGGGGGACCCUGGCCGCCCCGGACGCAGAGGGCCCCUGGGGGAAAACGGGGCAAAAGGAAGCAAGGGCUACCAAGGCAACACCGGAGCCCCAGGAAGUCCCGGCCUGAAAGGAGCCAAGGGUGGGCCUGGGCCCCGAGGCCCCAAAGGCGAGCCCGGGCGCAGGGGAGACCCUGGAACCAAGGGCAGCCCAGGCAGCGAUGGCCCCAAGGGCGAGAAGGGGGACCCUGGCCCUGAGGGGCCCCGGGGCCUGGCUGGAGAGGUUGGCAACAAAGGAGCCAAGGGAGACCGAGGUUUACCUGGACCCAGAGGUCCCCAGGGGACUGCUGGAGAGCCCGGGAAGCAGGGAUCUCGGGGAGACCCUGGGGACGCUGGCCCCCGCGGAGACUCGGGACAGCCUGGCCCCAAGGGAGACCCCGGCAGGCCUGGCUUCAGCUACCCGGGACCCCGAGGAGCACCUGGAGAGAAAGGCGAGCCUGGCCCCCGCGGCCCCGAGGGGGGCAGAGGUGACUUUGGGUCCAAAGGAGGACCCGGGAAGAAAGGCCAGAAGGGCGAGCCUGCAGACCCUGGUCCCCCUGGUGAGCCAGGCCCGCGGGGGCAGAGAGGAGCGCCAGGACCCAAGGGAGAGCCUGGCCCCCCAGGAGACCCCGGCCUCACGGAGUGCGACGUCAUGACCUACGUGAGGGAGACGUGCGGGUGCUGUGACUGUGAGAAGCGCUGUGGCGCUCUGGACGUGGUGUUCGUCAUCGACAGCUCCGAGAGCAUCGGCUACACCAACUUCACGCUGGAGAAGAACUUCGUCAUCAACGUGGUCAACAGGCUGGGCGCCAUCGCCAAGGACCCCAAGUCGGAGACGGGGACCCGCGUGGGCGUCGUGCAGUACAGCCACGACGGCACCUUCGAGGCCAUCCAGCUGGACGACGAGCGCAUCGACUCACUGUCCAGCUUCAAGGAGGCCGUCAAGAACCUUGAGUGGAUCGCGGGCGGCACCUGGACGCCCUCGGCCCUCAAGUUCGCCUACAACCAGCUCAUCAAGGAAAGCCGGCGCCAGAAGACCCGCGUGUUCGCGGUGGUCAUCACGGACGGCCGCCACGACCCCCGCGACGACGACCUCAACCUGCGGGCGCUGUGCAACCACGACGUGACAGUGACGGCCAUCGGCAUCGGGGACAUGUUCCACGAGAAGCACGAGAGCGAGAACCUGUACUCCAUCGCCUGCGACAAGCCGCAGCAGGUGCGCAACAUGACGCUCUUCUCUGACCUGGUGGCCGAGAAGUUCAUCGACGACAUGGAGGACGUGCUGUGCCCGGACCCCCAGAUCGUGUGCCCGGACCUUCCCUGCCAAACAGAUGGACCGCGGCCUGGCGGCGAGCCCCCGGUCACCUUCCUCCGCACGGAAGAGGGCCCGGACGCCUCCUUCCCCAGGACCAUCCCCCUGAUCCAACAGUUGCUAAACGCCACGGAGGUCACACAGGACCCAGCCGCCUACUCCAGGCUGGUGGCUGUGCUGGUCUACACCGCGGAGAGGGCCAAGUUCGCCACAGGCGGCGAGCGGCAGGACUGGAUGGACCUGUUCAUUGAUGCCUUUAAGCUGGUGCACAGGGACAUCGUGGGGGACCCUGAGACGGUGCUGGCGCUCUGCUGAGCCCACGGGGUGUGGCCCCACCGGCUGCAGCAGCUCCCAGGGGCUGCCUACCUUACACUGCAGGGCUGAAGACAGCAGGAAGCUGUUCUCUUGGUCUGGAGGCCAGAAGUCCAAAAGCAAGGUGUCCCAGGGCCGCGCGGCCUCUGGGCCUCUAAGGGAGGGCCCUUCCUGCCUCUCCAGCUCCGUCUCUGCUUCUGUGGACACAUGGCCUCUCCCCUUCCCCCACCCCGGCCCUGCCCCAGCCUCCCUCCUACAGGGACACUUGUGGUGGCAUUUAGGGCCGGAUAAUCCAGGAGGGUCUCCCCGUUUCAAGGGAAUUAUUAACUGAAUUCCAUCUGCGAAGUCCUUUUGCCGUAUUAGGUCAUAGUCACAGGCUCCAGGAUUAGGACGUAGGCAUCUCUUGGGGGCCAUUAUUUCGCCAAAAAGAAAGAGGGAAGACCAGAGCCUCAUGAACAGCCCCAACUCCCGGCUUCACCUCUGGCCUCUGUGCCCAGGUCACCCCUUGUGCGCUUCUCUCGUCCCCCUGGUUGAUACAUUGAGAACCACCCCCAAACCAGCAGUCCCUGCGUUUCUGACUGACCGCAGGGACUUAGAGGCCCAGGGGCACACGGGGAAUUCGCUGGGCGGUUUCAGCUCCAGCUCCAGCUCCAGCUCUGUGGGUUUAAAGCCAAAGCUGCUCUUCAGCUGUGCUGCCAUAUAAAUAAGCUCCUUUAAAAAAAAGAAAAUCUGCCAGAAACACUCGCUCCUCCGUGGGUAGCCCAGUGCUGCAGGCGACACACCCAAGAGUGUCCUUCAGGUGCUGUGAGCGCAUCUCAUGCAUUCUAUAAAAGCUGAAAAACAA